AUGUUCGGGUUGGAGAAUUUUGUUAUUGGAAUAUUGUUUGCUGAGUUACCGAUUCUAGGAACCUUAUUUACCUUUGCUUUUCCAGGGGUCCGUAUAUCUGCUGAGUUAAAGAUUCUAGACCCUUAUUCCACCUCUGGUGUUCCAGUGCGAGAAAUAAAAUUUGUAAACAAACGGAGUUCCUGCUUCGAGACGGAUUUCCACGAUAUACAGUACACUCAAUUAUUUCUUAAUAACUUUGAUCUGGUUGUUUCAAAGGUAGAUAAGCAGGGGACCGAUGGUACUCACAACAUAGAUAUAGAAGAUCCGUCCUGCAGUAAUUGGUUACGAUUCGUUAAUUCUCCCGCCAGAUGUCAGAAGCAAAAUGUUAUUCCAAUCACGUGUGAGGGCAUCAUCUUCUAUAUGACGUCACCUGACGCAGAGCCGGGAGAAGAGCUUCUAGUCUGGAAUGGGAAUGGAUAUGGGAGGUUUCUAGGCGUAAACCGCAUACAUCCGGGCUAUUAA
Saccostrea cuccullata (small rock oyster) is the source of this 501-nucleotide messenger RNA. RefSeq lists its product as uncharacterized. The record is from RefSeq and is a predicted model, not a curated record. The transcript is spliced from 2 exons. Bases 1 to 501 code for a protein of 166 amino acids. Lineage: Eukaryota; Metazoa; Mollusca; Bivalvia; Ostreida; Ostreidae.